CGUCGUUGUAUUGUAUCGGAAUGAAAGAUCGUGCGGCGUGAAAGAGUUCAUGGUUUUUUGCUCUCCAAGAGAACUUACAUUUGAUCUUCUAUUGUUUACUGUAAGGUAUCCUUAAUCGGAAUAUGAAGGGUUCAUUUUUGGGCCAAAUCUUGGACAAAGCCGGACGAGGGAUUGUUUAGUAACGGGCGAUUGCCCAACGAUGAAAUAAUUGGAAUUGAACUUUACCACUGUGUGUAGAAAUUAGCUCCUCUUUAACAACACUUGAAACUUCCUGAUUAUAGUGGGGAAAUUUUUUCCAAAUCAAAAAGUCUUCCGUUGAAAAUGGACAGAGUGUUGGAAGUUCGGCGCCCGCCUGAACAAAGCCAAGUGGCCCUGUCUCGAGCUUCGAAGAUUUUCUUCGGAUGCGACAUUUUCCAAGGUAAGCUUGCUGUUUACAUUUCAUGAUCGUUAAGGUUUGCUCAGCGACGGUAAAUUGAUAAAGUGAGAGUACAUUUCUUGUUUUUGCGUUGAAGUGAGACUGUUCCGAUUGCGAUCUUGUGGCGUGGCGUAAUUUGCAAAUCAAUGAUACAACUUUUAAUUUUAAUAUUAAACUCGUGCACUUCUCGGUAAAUUUCAAUUGGUUCUGUCUGCACUGAUCUGAUAAAAGCUUCCUUGCGUAAAUCUCUUGACCAGUGUCUAAAGGUUUUCCGCCCAGGUCGUUUUUGAACAAAAUCAGGUAAUCGAUUGAUUUCGCUGCCCUUUAGUAAACAAAGGAUACAACAAAAGCCGUGACUGAGAGCUUAUUAAACGUCAAUCUUGCUUAAAAUUUGACCCCUAGCGACGAGUUUAGCUAAACAUAACUCAAGACGUUAUCAGAUGCGAUUAAAAACAUUAUACCUCGGAAAGUGACAAUGUCAAAAGAUGUGUUAACAUGAAGGUUAUUAGGAGAUACAGUGUACGUGUAUGGUUGACGACAGAUAAAAGUUUUUUUUUUAUGUAUACAUAUUUUUUGAAAUAUUAAAACCGAAUAGAUUUCAACUAUUGUUUAAGUAUACUGUUUUACUUUUGCAAUAAUUUAAAACUGCCGUAAGAAUUAUAAGAAAAAAAAUUAAAAUAGUAGUGUUUCAUGUCUUUGAAAAUUUUAUUCUCCAUUUUAUACCCUAUUGUGAUUCUAAAUAUAAAAGACGUCUGAUUUUCAUAAUUUAAACAGCAGUUUUGAACAGCAGGUGAUCAAUUAGAAAAGGAACAUUAUGGCUAUCUGUUUUAGGAUAUUCAUUAAAGUUUUAUUCUUCUAAUUUUUGUUGUUUGGUUUUUUAAAAUGAUUGUCAAAAAUCAAAGAGCAACUCUUGCAAUUGCAUUAAAAUUCAAAAAUAGUAAUAUUAAAUAUUCCCUUAAAGGAUGCUGCAAGAAUUGUUUUAAACAAAUUUUUGUGACAGGUGAAUAAUGUUUUUAUUUAUAGAAUUUUAAAAUAGUUUUUUUUAGUCAAGAGAAGUGUUGGUUUUUUAAAAUGGCACAACCAUGGUAAUGUCAUAAAUCUGAGUAUUGUUAUUUGGCAAAUAUAUUUAUUUUCAGGUAGCAUGUGAAACAAUAUGCUACUUAAAAUAUUUUUAGAAGCUGUAAAAAAGGAAUUUUCACAAAAUCAUUAUUUUAUUAGUAAGUAACCUUGUUGAUUCCUGAUGCAUUCACAUUUAGAAACAACAAGGUCAGCCUGUCAUGUAAACUUCUUUGUAUUUUACCGUUUUCAAGGAUGAUACAUGUUGUUUGCCAUAAAAAAAAAUAAUAUUAAAAAAACAAAGAAUAGAAUCUAAGCAGGGAGGGGUGGGGGCUAACUUAGCAUGUGAAGGUCACAGGAUACCCCAUACUGUUUCAAGGGAAGGCAGCCUGAAUCAAUGCAAUAAAAAAUAUUACAAAUAAUCAUAGACUUUUCCCACUGGUUUAUCCACCAGAGUUGCACUGUUUAAAUUACACAAACAAUUACCAGGUACCAAAAAUGGUAGACUUUAAAGGGCUUUUCUUUUAAUAGGAAAAUAAAAUUUUCCUGCAUACUUUCUCUCACAGCUAACCCAGGAAAACCAUGAACACCAGAAAUGUUUUGUGUUGCGAGAAAAAAGCCAGUCAGGCGUGACAAAACCACAAGCAAGAAUGUUCAUUAGUUUGUGGUUUUGUGGCUACCGGUAGUUCCCGUGUCCUGAUCUUUGCUGUGAUUAGUCGUAACACAAUAAGCAUUCCUGAAAGUGUUCACGUUUUUGCCAGUUUGACUGUAAUAAUUUUAAUUUUUUGGUGAUUAUAUUCCUUAGUGAUUGCUGUUGUAGUGUUUCAAGGUUCCAUGAUUGCUCUUGGAGAUUUCAGUGCAUACAAUAAUACUCAGGUAAAUCAGAAACAUCUAAUCAAAUGUACAUUUGUAGCAAAAUGUAACAGACUUUAUGAUAUGGCUACAGUAGUAUGCAUGCUCGUAUUGCAGGCUGCUAAGCGGGCCUUAUUAACUUAUAAUGAUGUGGCAUUCCAAGCUACAUGUAGGUGUCCAUGGCAUAUACAAUAUUAUUUUGUAUGGUCAAUGUUAUGGUCAAAUUGACAGCUGUCAAAAAGGGUAUCCACUGACCAUUGUCACAUGACUGUAUCCUGGGCUCAAGUGUACAACUCUAUCGCUUGGUCAAUGCAUCAAGGCCUCAGUCUGAGAUUUCCCUGUGAUGACCUCACUCUUACUUAAUAAGUGGUGUAUAACUUAUGUUAUGCUAUGCUGUCAUCAUUUUUUUCCUGGGAAACAAAAUGAGGAAAAAUCAGGGCUGUGGUCUAACAGUGCCUAGUGGGCUUUCAUAACUUGUUGAAUUAGUUAUGCCCCCAAGAUCAACAAACACAUUCUCUAGAAUGAUCCAUUCAUUUCCUCAAAGAAUUAAUUUGUUCCUUAGAGAACUAAUUAUUUUUGGUGAUCAUUUUGUUAAUUCUAAUAAUUUAUUCUCAGUUAGUUUUAUUAUUGUGAAGGUGAAAAUACCACUUGCCAAACUGGACAAGUAAUGUGCAAUGAUCCACUGGCCCAGACUUGAUUAUGUUUUUGAGUGGGUGAAUGUUAAUUUCAAACCUUGGCUGAAUGUAAUAUGUUUUGUAUGUAUACAGCACCCUGGUAUGGGACCAGGCCGCAGGAUUUACAUGGCAAUGUACAUGGGGGCUGUAGUAUACACUUGUUUUCUCUGCUUGUUUGCUGUAAGUAGCAAUAUUUUUUUCACUGUUUAGUUACCUUCCCGUAGUCUUAUGUUUUUUAUUAUCCACCCUUUAUUAUAUGGCUACAACAGUAUGCGUGCUCUGAUUGGCUGUUUUCUUGUAAUGACCUGGCGUAACUACAUAUAGCUAGGUGUCCAAGGCAUAUGCAAUCUGUGUUUAACUUGAUAGUGGACAUCCUCAUCGAAAAAGGUAUCCUCUGACCGGUGUCACCUGACUGUAUUGCAGGCUCAAGUGUACCACUAAUAAUAUUGUGGUGACCUGUUUAUUUAAAGUUAUCCGCUGACCAGUUGUUGGCUUUUGAUCACAGGCUCAGGUCCAUAAUGAAAAGACCAUAAUUAUAAUAAAUAACUUAUUGACCUCAUCUGUUCAGUCAUUACAGGGAAACCUCAGGCUGAGGUCUGAGAUUUCCCUGUAAUGACCAGCCUCACUCUCAGUUUAUAAUUAACAAUUAUUCUUUGAAAUCGAGGUGAAUAGUGGCCAAAUAUUUACCAAGCCGUGAAAGCGGUGAGGUAAAUAUUCCUAAAGCCACUAUUCACUGAGACUGAAAAGAAUAAUUGUUUUAGUAUAUACACACGAAGUGAUCUCAACAAAAUCACAGAGGAAACCAUUAAAAAGUACGAUUUGAUUGACAGAUCAAAUCACGUGUAAGUUUAAAAAUAGAUCUUUGCAGAAUUUUCAAACAUGGCAAUUCACAAGUUUAUCAUUUCGCAAACAACAGCGUAAUGGCUUAAAUGGAACAGCUAAAAGUUUGAACUGUUUUCUUACCUGAGAAGAAAAGUAGAGCUUUGUUGUUUUGUGUUGACUCGCCAAGUUUAUAGCCUAAAGGGUUUGUUGUGUCGUUCUUUGCAUGAAGUGCUGACUAAAAGGCGGCUCGGUUGCUCGAGGUAAGACAUUGUCUUCCUGUAUCAUUCUUUUUCCUGUUUACUUGGAACGUAGAAUUUCUGCAAACAUUUCCUUUUAUAUUUGUUUGUCAUGAAUAAACUUCGAUUUUUGAGCCAAAAUUUUCUUGUUAGAAAACGCUGAGUUCACGAAACGGCUUCUUCUACGCAAAUACACGGGAGUUGUAAACAAUCCAUCGAGCACAAAACUCAGCUGCAGUAAAUUGAAAAACGCCGUAUUGAAUCCUUCCAAGUCUUUUCUUACCUUAAAAAAAGUCAGCCCUAGGCUUUUAUCGACUUUUAAAAGAUCGUUCUCUAAAAAAAUGGGAAAAACACUGAGCUCACCCAUUAUCCACUCGCUAGGAGGUGAAUAUUGUUGAAUAGUCCGAGAUAGCGAACCAAUCAGAUUGCUUAAAUCACCAAGAUCACUGAGUGUGUAUAUACCAAUAAGUAGUAUUUACUGCCUCAUGCCAGUUUUUGUCUCUCAUUUUACUUUGUACACUAUUGAAACAAAUUAGUGACUUUUACUGUUUUCACUUCUCAGGACAUUCUUAUUUUUAUCAUUUCAACUAUAUUUUUCACCUCAAAAAUAUUUACUUUAGAAAACUAGGAAUGUUGGAAUAACUACCUAUUUGUGCUUUGUAUUUUCUUUCCAGGUAAAGAAGCAGAACUUUAUGGAAAUUAUCGCCUUCGACUUGCAGAACUUUGCAUUUGUGACCUACAGCUUCAUUCAACGUAAGUUGCAGUGUUAUUGCUUCAGCAAAUCUCAGUAUGAAAAUUCCAAAGGAUAGCAUCUACACACAUUCCUCUAUCCCCCCCCCAAAACAUUUUUUUUUCGAAGUUAAGUCAAGUCAAACUUUAUUUUGCCAGCAAGGCUACACUCUAAGAAGAAUUGAAGGAAGUCAUGUGCUCUGAGACUGUGAAAUCCAGGGUGCCCAGCAUUGUUUUCUUGGAAAAAACUGAGAUUUUUUAGUUACCAGGGGCCACCGGGAACUACUAGAGCUCAGCUUUGGGCAGGGUAGCCAUAUCUGCCAUUGGCUGGUAUCAAAAAGAGCCCUGUGUAAGUUAUGAUUACAAUCUCAAUGAUUGUUAUAAUGAAACCUCCACAAAUGGCCACCUUGCCAUGAUGGCCACUUUUUUUGGCAGACAGACCAUACUCCAUAUGUAAAACAGGACAAAAUAAAAUUCAGGUUAAAUUUUUUUAACCUAGGUUGAAGCUUAAUUUUCUUUGUCUUCAAGCCCUAAUUCAUAAAAAAUUAGGGCUAGGAGACAAAGGAAAUGGAGAAUCAACCUAGGUUAAAAAAUUUUAUCCUGAAUUUAAUUUUGACCUGUAACACAUACAUUGACUCCUUUUUAAACUUUUCUACAACGGCCAUUGUAGAGAGGUUCAACUGUAUUUGAAAAUGAAGAAGAACAUAAGUUAUGUAAGUCAUGUCAAUAAUAUUGUUACCACUCACAUGUUAAUUUUGCAAUGUACAUUUUGUAUUGCAGUUUAUCAUGUUAAAUUCAAGACGUACAAUGGAUUGAGAACAAGUGAAAAUGAUUCUCUGCCUAAGAUUGUGAUAGGCAAUGUAAGUUAAUAUUGUUUUAAGAGAUCCUUUUUAAGUAAUUAAUGCCGUGACGCUGGCCAGAUUGAUCAGGUAAUUGUCUGGUUAGGUGUGAUAAGGUUUUUGUGUAUCACACACUUGAUGGCUUUUAUGUGAUUUCAGUGGGAUUAUUUUUAUUGCAUUACAGGCAGCCACACUCUUGUUGCUAAAUAUUGUCUUCACGUAUUUGUCUUACAAACUGUACAUGGAAUUUGGAUGGAAGAUAUACAAAAGAGUGCGGUUCAACAUCAAGCUUCGAGGUAAAACGCAGACUUUGUCGUAAAUAAAACUACCAGUCUUUAUUUAUUUCAGAUCUUAGGAAAGUCACCUCUGGGUUUCAAAGGAUAUAAUGAAGAUCUUUUGAAGACUUUCUAAUAAUUUAAUAGGCAGUUAGUUUUUAUGUUAACCUCAACCAUCCACAUUUUUGAAUUUUAGGUGGAUCUGGACUUCGUCUCAGUCCACAAAAUCGUAAUACGAACUUGGCCAGUGUAUCCAGUUAUCUUGACUGGACAAGCUUGGCCAAUAAAGGACUUAUUAUAUGGCCAAAAGAAAAUGUUUUCUUGCGUGAUCAAAGCGGGAAAUCCCGAUUGAACAAAUUAGGGAGCUUUUUCAACGACGACGGCGACGGCAACGAGAGAUUGGCAAAAAAAAAAACUUUGCACGUGAUGUAGCACACUUUGUAAUGUGAAAUUCCCUGACAGAAAGUUUUAUGGAGGACGUAACCACCCCAUGACAAAUUUUUCUUUCUCCUUCUCAACUUUGGGUUCGGUCCCAAAAAGUCAAUUCCAGAAAACUUACAUAUAUUUGACGUUUUAAGCGAGUUGAAAUAAUCUCGAUAAAAAAAGUUUGAAAAACGCAAAGAUUUUUUAAAUGUGACGUUUUUCGCUGUGAUUGCCUUUGACGUCGCUAAAGGUCCCUAACAGACCCUCAGAACAUGCCGACUGAGAAGUCGCGUAACUUUCUGGAAAAAACAACACUCUACAAAUUGUUUCAUGACACCAUUCAUGACCAUUCAUGUUUUCAAAUGAUUAAUCUUACUCAGUUUGGUAAUUAUUCCGGAAAACAUUGUUUUAUCAUGACUUAUCCUAGAUUGAAAUGGAUGCACUUUUGUAAAUGAGGAGCAAACAUACCGAAUAAAGUAUUGACAAGUGCCCUUUCUUUGUAUUUUACAGGAAUUUAUCAAAUUUAUGAAUUGCUGUCGUGCCUUUUAAAGAUCGAAAUUCUUUAUUGGGUUAGUAUUACAUGUACUUUAUGUUUUAAAACUGUGGUUUGAGUAUAUCUCGAAGGUUACCGGCCUAAUUAAUGUGAGUUUUCAAAUUCCAUGCUUUCUCGAAUAAUUCUGUACUUACUAAAGGUAUCUCUUAGAUCUGAGUUGAUCGCAAUAAAUGGAGUUUGAAACGAAACUCAACUGCUGUUUUUAUCAAAAGUUAUAAAAUAGGGAUGUGGCUUCCACAUGCAAUCUGAUCUUUCGCGUUUUUCACGAUUGCAAAAUAUCGCGAAAAUAAAGAUCCGUGAUAAUAAAACCUCGCGGAAUUUAGGAACGCGAAAUUAAAUGCUCAUAUAGAAAAUUCAAAUUGUCACAAAAAAAAUAUUAACUUGAAAUGGCAACAUCAUAUACAGGAUAUGUAUCGACAAUAUAACUUGUUAACUGGUUAUACUAGUAAACUUCAGAGUGAAGUAAGGUUAUUUGUAAAGCUUUCACACAUUGCUUUUCCAGUUUAACUAGAAAUUUGAAAACUUUUUCAAAAAUAAAAUGAAGUUGAGAAUGCUUAAAUCGCGAAAUUUAAUGCCCUUUUCUCAUAUUUGCGUAUUGAAAUCGCGAAAAUAGAACCCUCCAAAAUAGCCUCUCGCAAAAAUCGGGCACGCGAGAGCGCGAGGAGCGCGCGCGAACGCCAGGAAUUUAGGGUGUCCGUAACAGCAACGCUGUCCGUAACACUAGAGUCAAUUUAUAAAGGUUACUUUUUUUUAACAGGGAAUGUAUGCAGUUGUUCACAGCCUGGUUCUCUUACGAGAUACACAUAACGUCCUGUUUUUCCUAAGCUUAUCAUUCAUUCCUCUUUCAUUGAUUUAUGCUGGCCUUGGUUUUUAUGCUGUAAGUAUAAUUUUAUUUUACGUCUUGCAUAAAAAUACUUUCUUAAAGGGUGUUUUUUUUUUCAGCCUAGAAUGAAUGUUCUUAAUUUUCUCUCUCAUUUCCCUUAGGGGUUAGUCAGGCGAGCACUUUAAUUUACGCGAUGUCGGUGCGUGAAAAUCGCCACCUGCAAUAAAGGUCUCUUUACUGCGCCAACCUCGUUCCCAGGACGAGGUUGUUCCCUGAUCGUGUCACCUUUCUCGCGAGGGUGAUUUUCACGCGCGCUCACGUAUUUUGCUCGCCCCAAUACCCCUAAUGAGGGACUAUCGUGGUCCACAAAGCCUUUAGCUGGGUACACUUUGGGGGACUUCGAAAAUGCUGGCAAGGGCCUCUACAAACUAGUAGCUGUUACGUAAAUUUUUUUAUUGCUCCAAAUAUUUGAUCUGAGGCCUGUUUUGUUGUUUCAGACCCGCCGCGAGAACAGGUUUUUGAUGAUAUUUUUUCUCAGCCUGACUAUUGGUGGGAUUGGAUAUUUCUUGUACAAACUUUAUGGGUAAGUGUUUAAAUUGUUUGCGAAAUGUAGUCAUACUUGCUCUUUGGAAAAGUUGCUCUCUCUACAAGCAAUAAAAAUCUUAUUACCCCUGGUGAGCAUAACGAGUUGUGUUAAAAUAUUGACUGCAUCCUUUCUUCCUUGCUGUCGUCUUGUCGUCUUUGUUUCAAUCACGUGGCACAAUUUAAGCUUCAAAACUUGGUUAAUCCCUGUACGUCUUCCCAGGCCUUCUUGGUCAAAGCAUUUCGGUGACGUAGCCGCAUGACCCGAAACGCAUCGGCCGCGCGCAAUAAUGAGGCCUAAGGACUAGGCAACUUCAAAACGUCAUAUAAAUUGAAUUCAUUUCAAUACAUUUUGAGGGGGCCUUAUAUCCGAGGAUGGCUUAUAAUCGGAUGUACUUUUUUUGUUUACAGGUAGAUGUGCCUAUAACUGGGGCGGGGGUGAGGAAGCUUAUUUUGCGGCAUUUGACUGUAUUUCUACGAACUAUUUAAAUGUUGCAGGUUCGUUACACGCAAGUGCAGCGGAUGUGCAGAGUUUGUGGAAAAUGGUAAAGAUAUACCCAGCGAAGCUUUCAUGCAUUUUGUCUACUUAGGUAAGAUCUUUCAGCCUGUGCUGAUUUUGUAUGUUGUUUUGAUGUGUUAGCAUACAUAGAGUCGUCUAUCCUGUUCCAGGCGUGUAGAUUGUGGGAAUGGCGCAAACAGAGGUGUGCAGGAAAAACAGCGACGGGGUAGGGUGGGGUGUCCUCGUGCGAUACUCCGCUAUCCUAACGCCUGGAGCAGGCUAGGAGCCGUGAAGCUCAUCAUUGCUUAGGUAAUAUUCAGUAGUUUGCCUUUGGAAAGAUAUCGUAAGUAGGUCUGCCUCAUUUAAGCAAUAGAAAACGUUUUCCGUGUUUGCAUAGCCUUAUAUAAAAGCGAGAGGGUUUGGGAAAAUUCUCUCAACCCCCGAGGGAAUGGGUAAAUAAAGUAAACUUGUCGAGUUUUCAACUCAAAAUCUUUUUCAAAUUCGUGCUUGAGUGAUUAGCUCGCGAAAAACAAAUCAUUUUGACGUCACAACCAUGUUUACAUACUUUCAUGCAAACACGCCUCCUGGCCGAUCAGAGCGCGUACUAUCUUAAAUAUUUUAUAAUUCUUUGUAGGAACCGUGAACUUGCUUGUACUCAUAGCAAUAUUUGGUGUUGCACUGAAGACGUACCGUAACUUUGGUGGUGGAUUAGCUCAACAUUGUAAGUAAUAACAUAAAAAGAACAUGAUUAGUGCGGAUAUUACCCUGCAUUGCAGGCGUAUUUUUUGGCGAACGAAGUUUAUGUUACUUUAUUCGCAAUCUUUGAUUUUAUCACUGAGGAAGACUGGAGAGAGUAGGAAUAAAUGAAAGUGAAGAAUAAUCAUCGCAGUAAAUUUUCCAAUUUAAGCAAUUGGAAAGAAGAAGCCUGAAAAAAAUCAGGGCUUCCCGUUGAAGCCCUGACUUUUUUUUUCAGGCUUCUUCUUUCCAAUUGCUUAAAUUGGAAAAUUUACUGCGAUGAUCAUUCUUCACUUUCAUCUACAAACGCAGUUCAAAAAUGAAUUAUUUCAUAUAUACUUCACAGAGUAGGAAUAGUAACCCUUGUUUUGAGAGGAUCGCCGCAACUCCUCGGCUCCUACGGUUACUCAUCCGAAGAAAACGCUUGCGAAGCAGGCUCUGCGGAAAUUGUCAUACUUACAAAACGCUGUGCGCAGUGCUUGAGUUUUAGCGCAACUUUUCAAGUAAACGUAGUAUGUUUCACGGCAUAAACUACAAGGAGUCCCUUUAUUUUAUCAGAGCUCAUCGAAAUGGCGGAAGAGGAAUAGCAUUGUUAGGUGUAGGUGGUUAGCAUGGGCUCGAUUGCUAUUCUGACCACUAGCUAUGUCAUUGUGUUUUAGUAGUCCAGUGUUCAACUCUUCGACCAUGCUUACCUUCUGCCAGGUGUUAGUCUGUUUUUCACUCACACUGUUAUGAGCUAAACCCGUUUGGUUCUUGUGUUUGUUUGGCCUUCUUCGGAGACCCAAAGCGGGCAGAGUUUACGAAGCCCAGGCCCCGGUUAUUCAAACGUUGGAUAACGCUAUCUACCGGAUAUUUAUUUAUUUACUUAGGUUCGGCAAUUCUAAGCAGGGACAUUACGGCAGGCCCGUAAAAGUCCCCCCCCCCCCCCCCCCCAACGCCUUAUAAGAGAUAGACCACCACAUCCGGGACUACGUCCCUUACUAUUUACAAACCAUGUGCGGGUUCUUCAAUAUCCCACAGAAUUUAUAUGUGCAACGGUUGUGAGACGGGGCCACGGUUUAUCGUCCUUAUCCGAGAAGACUAUAAAAUAUAACCGUUUGCAGAUGUUUUUACAAAGGCAGCACUCCUCAGUUAAUUAAAGACGCUGAGUGUUGGUCCGGCAGGGGUUUGAACAGACAGCAGCCUCCCGCUCGGUAGACCAGCGCUUAUCCAGUUGUGCAGUGAAUAGGUAUUAGCGAAACUACUUGCGUAGUCCAUUGGAUAGAGUUAUUCAAAGUUUCAACAACUGGGACGUGACUUUUUAAAAUCCUUUGGUACUUUGUAGGCCAGACCAAAAGUUCCGGUUAGUAUUAAUAUCAAAUAGGUGGUCACAUGAAAUGUUAGCAAAAUUCAUGUUGUGCGUGUCGUGCGUGAGGCGAUUGAAUUUGUCUACCGCUAUAACUCAUUGUGUCUUAAUUCUUUUUUAUCUUUCUCGACAGUUAACCGUAAGAAGCCUCAGUUAAAACUAUCCGCGCAAUAUGACUUAAACCUGGGACGAGGUAGUCAUAAUUACCCAGAGGAAAGUGUUAUCUCUGUGACGUCAUACGAGUUUGACGAGUUUGGCGAAAGCGUAAGACUGGACCGAGGCUUGCUACACCCUGGAAUGGCCGCUUUACCAACACUUACGGAAGGCGGACAGAAUCUUAUAGACAAAAGAAGUUGCAGUCUGCCAAAUUUGUUGCCUGAAUUGCCAGCAAGGUCCUCACCGUUUUUAAGCAAGUCUGGUGAAAAUGGGUCUGUUUUUUUACAAAUACCAAAAGAGAAGUCUGCAGCCCGAGUAAUUACCAGUAUCUGUGAGGAGAAACCGGUGGAAAAUAACGUGAAAGAUACCCAGGAAUGUAUUAAAAAUAUAAAGUGUGAUGAAGUGUGUGAACAAGACAGUGAAAACGGGGCUAAAUCUCCUAGUAAUGGACAUGCUGUUGCACCUAUUCGUAAGAACGGGUGCGUGAAAGGGAGAGCUCAGACGUAUCGAGAAACGCAUUUAGCGCCCGAGAAAAAACAAAACGGUCAUUUGCUUGGAAAGACUCGUUUUAAGACAUCUGAAACAAACGCUGAACAAUGCCAGUUUGAGUUACAAGCUGUAAAUAGAACGAAUUGUCACUGCGGUAACGUUGACAAUCAAUUUUCAAAACAGAGUUCUACGCAAGAAGUUGUUGGUGAAAAUCCAUUACUUGACAGGAACCAAACGUACCUAAGAACUGCGGGAAAUGGACGGUCUUCUAAUUCUUGUAGCGAUGGGGAAGUUCUCGUUUCUUAGCUUAAUAGCAUAGAUUGGUGUUUUAAUUAUUUUUAAAUUAUUUUUUAAAUUUUUAUGACUUGAAUGUUAACCGUAGAGUUUGGCCUGCUUAUUUAUAUGAUUCCGUUCAUAACAUUACGUUGUCGAUCACCUACGUUCUUAUAAAUUUGGUGUAAAAAUAACGCGGCUGAGUAUAUUUUAACUCACUAGCGACACAAUUACAAAUAAAAAGAUUACAAUGUGUAC
Molecule: messenger RNA, 12034 nt
Organism: Porites lobata
Lineage: Eukaryota; Metazoa; Cnidaria; Anthozoa; Scleractinia; Poritidae
Source: the annotation of a GenBank genome assembly